AUGAAGAACGCCUACUGCGACGACGGAGGAGUACAACUUGAAGGCUUCCAAAUCGUGGAAAGACCUUUGUUGAAAGACAUUGUGGAGCGAUUCCUUGCGAAGACAAGCGGUGCGCUGGGAGAUAAACCGAAGUUAUAUGCCUACUCUGCGCACGACACUACACUUGCUGCUGUGCUGUCUACGUUAGGUAUCUAUCCAACUGAGUUUCCGAAGUACGCAAGUGCAGUAUUAUUGGAACUGCAUGGAGUAGGCGGACAAUUCGUGAUAUGGGCGCCAUCUCCAAACCAGAUAUCACUAAUAGGACGAUGUUUUGAUCUUUGGGAGCAGUUCAGAGUUCUGGUUGUGGGUUACGAAUAUGGUUAUGCUCAAUCCCUCCUAAUCGUCUUCCAAAACCGCCUCGUUUCGUACAAGAUCUACCACAAGAAUAUGACGGAUGUGGACGAUGUGUAUCGUUAUGUAAUUCCUGAUUGCCCGGAUCCUUGUACACUUGAUGCUCUCCGAUCUACUGUGCAGAAGUAUCUCCCCACUGAUUGGACUGAGGAAUGUGGUUUAUCGGGACCGAACGCUAUCAAUUAUAUGAUUUCUACGGUUGUCUUCGCCUUAACAACGGCGCUCUUAGCGGGCUUCAUAGCUUUGGAUGUGGCGCUGAAGCGCAGGCGUCAUUCGUUUGCCACUGAUCCACUCAUGAUUGAUGAUGACGAUGUAUAA
Necator americanus (New World hookworm) is the source of this 708-nucleotide messenger RNA. RefSeq lists its product as uncharacterized. Gene Ontology annotation, biological process: dephosphorylation. Lineage: Eukaryota; Metazoa; Nematoda; Chromadorea; Rhabditida; Ancylostomatidae. The record is from RefSeq and is a predicted model, not a curated record. Bases 1 to 708 code for a protein of 235 amino acids. Gene Ontology annotation, molecular function: phosphatase activity. The transcript has 7 exons.